This is a messenger RNA of Contarinia nasturtii (swede midge), 3169 nucleotides long. RefSeq names its product allatostatin-A receptor-like. The record is from RefSeq and is a predicted model, not a curated record. The transcript is spliced from 14 exons. Gene Ontology annotation, cellular component: membrane. Lineage: Eukaryota; Metazoa; Arthropoda; Insecta; Diptera; Cecidomyiidae. Gene Ontology annotation, biological process: G protein-coupled receptor signaling pathway. Gene Ontology annotation, molecular function: G protein-coupled receptor activity. The coding region runs from base 978 to 2042 and encodes 354 amino acids.
ACAACGAACGCUCCAACGGGACGGUUUAUUUCAAAGUUUUCGUGCUCGCGAGAUAAACACAGAGUUGAGAUUUUAUGUCGACUCUUCUAUUUGCUUCAUUUUCUCAUCCGGUCAAUAAAGUGUAUAUGAACUAUGAAAACUUGAACUUAAAUUUAACAUCAUGAUAUUGUGCACUUUAAAGUCAUCAUUUUAUUGAAUGGACCAUUUCAAUUAAAUUGCUUCAUUUAAAUUAACGUCUUUUUCUCGCUCUCUUUGGGAAUCAUUAAACAAAGAGCAAAAAAAACCUCUGCGAAUCCAAUUUCAAAGCUGCGAAAAGAUGAAGAACUGAAGGGAGAACGUGCCAGUGCGUCAUGAGAUAAUCGAUCUUGGAGAGUUGUCCGAAAUUGUUCGGGUAUGUAUAGAUCAAAUCAUCGCCGCACAAAAAUUACUUAAAACGAAGUUGAUUUCGAAUGAACAUUUUAUCGUAAUAAACCAUGAAAAAAGUUCGUAAAAAUCGUACAGCAUAAAAUUAAGUGUCAUUAAAAAAAAGUGUAAAAAAAUUGGACAGAAAAUAUAUUGUCUACGGAAAUAAUCUGUGAUCUGUGAUUUAGGACAUACAACGGAGGUUUUAAAAAAAGCAAACAUACACAAAUUAAGCAUUGAACAUUUUCGUCCACUCAAAGUUGUUUUACAUAGGCCAUCAUACAACGAACAUAAAUUUUACUCCCGCGAGUUUCUAAAACCAUCGUUUCAUCCCCACCACCACUUGUCAUUGCGCGUUUAUCGUCUACCGUUCAACAUUUUGGUGUAUCGUCGGAAAUAAGAAUUCUUCCCAUUCGAAUGAUUUGAAGUGCAAACUGUAUAGAUUUGUAUGAGCAGUGAUUUUUUUUACAAGCUGAAAGCGGGAAAAAAGUCCGAAGCAAAAGACGAAAAUUAACAUUAGGAAUUUCAAAUUAUACUCGUGAGAUAGUGAAAACGGUGCAAUUAAUUAUGCCAAAAUGACUCAAAACCUCACGAAUUAUUGCGGCAAUAUUAACACAAGUGCGACAGCGAUUGGUAAUAGCGUUAACUUAUCAGCAUGUCCUUAUUUUGUAAACGAAACGGAAUGGCCACUCGAACGAAUUGUUUCGAUGGUUGUGCCAGUCUUUUUUGGUAUCAUUGGACUGAUCGGAUUGAUGGGCAAUGCUUUAGUUAUUAUUGUUGUAACAGCCAACCAGCAGAUGCGCUCAACGACAAAUAUACUGAUAAUUAAUCUUGCAGCGGCCGAUAUUCUCUUUGUGAUCUUCUGCGUUCCCUUUACAGCUACGGAUUAUGUGGCGAGCGAAUGGCCUUUUGGUCAUCUUUGGUGCAAAUACGUGCAAUACAUGAUCGUCGUUACGUGCCAUGCGAGUGUGUAUACCCUGGUUUUGAUGUCAUUUGAUAGAUUUUUAGCAGUUGUACAUCCCGUAACGAGUAUGUCGUUGCGAACCGAACGCAAUGCAACACUAGCGAUUGUCGCCGCCUGGGUUAUUAUUGUAACAACGGGAAUUCCAGCUGCACUAUCACAUGGUGUCGUCAAUUACCCAUAUGGGGGCCGAAACUAUACGGCAUGCUUAUUUUUGAGUGAGGAAGGAUACAAUCUAGUAGCAUUUCAGGUUUCAUUCUUCUUGUCAUCGUAUGUUAUUCCACUAUUUCUAAUUUCAUUGCUGUACGUGGGUAUGCUGUUACGACUAUGGAAAAAUGCGCCCGGCUGUAAUCCAUCUGCUGAAUCAAGAAAGGGAAAGCGACGGGUAACACGAAUGGUAGUUGUGAUUGUGUUGGUGUUUGCGAUUUGUUGGCUGCCAAUUCAGAUAAUUUUGGUAUUGAAGUCACUGAAGCUAUACGGAAACUCACACAUUACCGUUAUUAUUCAAAUCAUAUCGCACGUGCUGGCCUACAUGAACAGUUGUGUCAAUCCCGUCUUGUAUGCGUUUUUGUCGGACAAUUUUCGCAAGGCAUUUCGGAAAAUGAAAUGUGUUUGUUUUGCCAAGAUGGAUGUGUCCAGAGAAGCAUAUGAACCGAUGAGUCUAGAAACGACACUGUAAAAACCACACACAAUGCACACCACGACACUGAUUUGUGAAUCGGUUUUCGAAACACACAAACACUCCACACACCAUCAAAUAUGUGGACAUCGAGUAUAAUAAUCGUGACAUGGUGUCGUCGAUUCCUUCUCAACGCAAUACAUGAAAAAAAAAGAAGAACAAGUUGGGCAAUGCGAUAAAAGUGUUGCGCACAAAACUUCAAGGAAAUAACCAAAAGUACAAACUAAUAAUAUCAUUGCAAUGUUAUGCUUUAAAAGUUUUUCGUACGUGUGAUAACAACUUGAUGCAUCAUCGCACGUAAACCGAAUGUAUAAUUUGUAGAAUCAAAGCAAGUAGUACAAAAUUGGUGUAACAUUCUAUUUGAAACAGAUUCAUAAUGGAAGAAUCCGUAUAAAACGAUUAAGAAAAAGAUCAUUGUUAUAUUUGUGUGCGCCUUAUGUAAACUUUCAUGAUCAAUAACAAAAUUUGCUCAAUUCUACGUAUAUCAGAUUAGCAUAUCAUAUGAAGCAUUCAUUAGAAGUGUGAAUUGUGCAAAUACAUAUGGUGGGCACUUUUCGAAUCCGAUUCAAACUAAUAACACGCCCAACACGCACACUUCUUUUAAACUCUUCAUAUUUUAUCAAAGAUCUUAUUUAGUAUAAAGAUAAAGUUGCUAUUUAAUAAGAUUAAGAAAAAUGUGGUGUUCCAAGUUUUAUGUUUUUCUGUGUGCUGUUUUCAUCAUAAUUACUCUAAUUUCAAAAUAUUUGUUGUUGUAAUUUGUAGUUCUCACCUUUUUGAAAUUGACUCCAUGUUCUGUGUUUUAACUGUUAUGCAUAUUACAAAUAGAUGUCAUGCCAUUUUAUUUGCUGUCAAGUGGUGUUGAAUGGCAUGUUCUACAAAUAUGAAUAAUAAUGUGUUCUUAUAAUCAUCAUCGUAAUCACCGCCUUGUUUGUGGCAUAAACUGUCAUAGCCAAAAAUGAAGGAUAAUCCAAUACCACAUAAAUUAACAAUUGAAUGACAUAUCAAAUGAAAGCGUCAAAUUGCAUCAAUUUAACAUUUAAUUCACAUUAAAAUCAGAGUUUCAUUCAGCGCUGCUGCCAUGCUUAGCAUAAAAACGUAUGCUAGCUGAGAAUGCGUCGUCCGUCGCA